Gymnogyps californianus (California condor) is the source of this 628-nucleotide messenger RNA. RefSeq names its product ADP ribosylation factor like GTPase 14 (gene ARL14). Gene Ontology annotation, cellular component: cytoplasm. The transcript has a single exon. Gene Ontology annotation, biological process: intracellular protein transport; vesicle-mediated transport. The record is from RefSeq and is a predicted model, not a curated record. Bases 44 to 628 code for a protein of 194 amino acids. Lineage: Eukaryota; Metazoa; Chordata; Aves; Accipitriformes; Cathartidae. Gene Ontology annotation, molecular function: GTP binding; GTPase activity.
UGAAUUCCAGCUUUAAAGGCUUCCUUGAGAACACCGUGGCACAAUGGGCCUCCAGAACACCAAACACUCCAAAGUCAAGCAAGCUAAUAUACUGAUGUUAGGACUUGAUUCUGCGGGAAAAUCUACCCUGUUGUACAAGUUCAAGUAUAACGAUGUUUUUCUAACAAUUCCAACAAUUGGCUUUAAUGUUGAUAUGAUUGAAACUGGGAAAGAUUUUACAUUGACAUUUUGGGAUGUUGGAGGACAACAGAAAAUGAGACAGGUUUGGUGCAAUUUCCUGGAAAACACGGACGGACUGCUGUAUGUUGUGGACAGCUCUGAUAAGCGACGUCUGGAAGAAUCAAAGAAAGAAUUUGAACUCAUUUUGAAGAAUGAAUCUAUAAAAAGCGUACCAGUCGUCCUGCUAGCGAACAAGCAGGAUUUGCCUGGAGCUUUGAACGCUGAGGAAAUAACCAGGAGAUUCAACAUGAAGAAGUACUGCAGUGACAGAAAUUGGUAUGUACAACCUUGUUGUGCUAUCACAGGAGAAGGUUUGUCAGAAGCUCUCCAAAGACUAAGCACAUUUGCAAAACAGUACAGCAGAUCAAAGGAGACUUCUACAGUCUUUAAGGAAAUUGAAACACUUUAA